Molecule: messenger RNA, 1730 nt
Organism: Drosophila busckii
Lineage: Eukaryota; Metazoa; Arthropoda; Insecta; Diptera; Drosophilidae
Gene: Usp39
Product: U4/U6.U5 tri-snRNP-associated protein 2
Exons: 4
Coding region: 101-1573 (490 amino acids)
Biological process (GO): spliceosomal complex assembly; mRNA processing; protein deubiquitination
Molecular function (GO): zinc ion binding; cysteine-type deubiquitinase activity
Source: RefSeq, a predicted model, not a curated record
UAAAAGCGCUCACAUUUUGCCGACACCGACGAAAAACAAUAAUAAAUCACUAAUUGCAUUACUCUUUAAACGUUUUAACGCAUAUUUUCAGCAAUUAUAAAUGACGGAAACGCAUCCAGCAGUAGCAAAGCGCGCGAAGCUGGAAAAGACCAAAUUGGAAGAUGAUGAUACGCCAUCGGUGUUUAAUCCUAAAUAUCGUGUAUGUCCAUAUUUGGACACCAUAAAUCGCAAUUUACUGGACUUCGAUUUUGAGAAACUUUGCUCCAUAUCGCUGACACGCAUCAAUGUUUAUGCCUGCCUGGUGUGUGGUAAGUAUUUCCAGGGACGUGGCACCAACACACACGCCUAUACGCAUUCCGUAGGCGAGGCGCAUCACGUGUUUCUCAACCUGAACACAUUGCGCUUCUACUGCCUGCCGGAUAACUAUGAGAUCAUAGAUUCUUCGCUUGAUGAUAUCAAGUAUGUACUCAAUCCUACAUUUCUGCGUAACGAAAUCAGUAAGUUGGAUCAAGUGCAGCCGAAGCAUUCACGCACAGUUGACGGCGUGCUCUAUUUGCCGGGCGUGGUGGGCCUGAACAACAUCAAGGCCAACGACUACUGCAAUGUAGUGCUGCAUGCGCUCUCACAUGUCAGUCCCCUGCGGGAUUUCUUUCUGCGCGAGCAGAGUUAUGCGAAAAUCAAGCGUCCACCCGGAGAUUCCAUGUUUACGUUAGUGCAACGCUUUGGCGAACUCAUGCGUAAGAUGUGGAAUCCACGCAACUUUAAGGCACAUGUUUCACCCCAUGAAAUGCUGCAAGCGGUUGUGCUGUGGUCCAGCAAACGUUUCCAAAUCACCGAACAAGGCGAUCCCAUAGAUUUUCUCAGCUGGUUCUUGAACACGCUGCAUCGAGCGCUUAAAGGCAACAAGCAACCCGACUCAUCUAUAUUGUAUAAGAUUUUCCUGGGCGAGAUGAGAAUCUUCACGCGCAAAAUACCGCCUGUGGAGCUAGAUGAUGCAGCCAAGCAGACAUUGCUGGCCACCGAGGAGUACAAACAUCAGGUGGAGGAUACAAAUUUUAUUUAUCUUACCUGCGAUUUGCCACCACCGCCGCUAUUUACGGAUGAGUUUCGUGAAAAUAUUAUACCUCAAGUAAAUCUCUAUCAGCUGCUAGCCAAAUUCAAUGGCAGCGCCGAGAAGGAGUAUAAAACCUACAAGGAUAAUUUCAUGAAGCGCUUUGAGAUUACGCGACUGCCACAGUUUAUUAUAUUGUACAUUAAGCGUUUUACCAAGAACACUUUCUUUCUGGAAAAGAAUCCCACCAUUGUUAAUUUUCCCAUAAAAAAUGUUGAUUUUGGUGAUAUAUUGGGCAUGCGUCAACGCGACAAAUCAGUGAAGGAUACCAAAUACAAUCUGGUAGCGAAUAUAGUGCAUGAUGGUGAUCCGAAGAAGGGCACCUAUCGUGCCCACAUUCUACAUAAAGCCAAUGGACAGUGGUAUGAAAUGCAGGAUCUACAUGUGACUGAGAUAUUACCUCAGAUGAUAACACUAACCGAGUCCUAUAUACAAAUUUAUGAACGCUGCCCUGAAAACUAGUCUAGAAAUUGUAAAUAAGAAUUUUUUUGGUAAAAAAUUGAAAACUACGCAUAGUGCUGCGUAUAUUUUGAAAAAUUGUGAAUCCAAUGCUAGAUACAAAUGCUCUCUUUCAAUUUCAUAGGAAAUUGUUUAUUACGUUUCACGAGAGCAAUGUAAA